GCACGGCUGAAGAGGCAUUCGACAGACGUGAAGGAUGAUUAACUAUCAAUGUUUAUGACUUAAGCGGAGUGUCUGCACCCUAAAUUAUGGAAGAAGGAUCGGAAAGGAUUUCUACACCGAUCCGCUCACCUUCAGAAAAAGAUUCUGUAAUUCUUAGCCGUGCCAGUGCGGCCAGUUCGCCCUUUGGCUUUCGCAAGGUAAUCCUAUACGUUCAAAUUAAGGUAACCUCUAGGCAGCUUUCAGAGGUUGUUAGACACUAAAACAUUGAAAAUGUUUUGAUGGAUUAUAGGCUGCGCUCAGCCCUCCAACUGGUAUUUUACGAAGAGAGUCCACAGGGUCUUUAUCACCCGAAGAUAACUUCUUUCACAGUGCUCAGGAUAAGGAAGACGAUGAGGGGUUUGAUACUGACCUGGAGAUGGAAGGUAAGAUAAAUUUUGAUUACGGUAGAGAUCUUCUAUCGUCAAAACUUAAAUAUAUACGGUUUCGUGUAACAAAUGAUGAAAGCGAAACGAACUGAAAUGACCAAUUAGAACCUAUGAAUUAUUUAAAAGUGAUUUUCAGAACGAAAUGCCCAUUGCACUGAAGAAGAAAGUCCUUAAACGAGUUUCACUUUUCUAAGAGUUUAUUUAUUGAACAGGAUUUCAAGUACUCUGCCAGUAAUAUCCUAACAGGUGUCUUUAUUCUCGCAGUUUUAAUAUUGUAUGAAAUAUUGGCGAAGUUUUCAAUUGUUGUUGUAUUGGAAGGGAUGUCUUCAUCAAUUAUUAUCCUACCGAUAAAUUUUUACUUAAUUAAUCCCACAAGGAUAUUUAAGCUUGAUCAGUAAACCGAUUCCACAUAAGAAACUUUUUUUCCGAGGUAUUUUUUUCUUCUUUUUUCACUUUAAAAUCAAAUUUUGCCUCGCGUCUCGAAGGAAUUUUUGCGUGUAAUAACAUGCAAAUUAAAGAACGAUACGCUUACUACUUUAACAAGAAGUGAAUAUGUUAGAGUGUUUCUCUCACGAAUGUUUUUGUCAUUUGAAGGAUGAAUUUUGUAAUUGUGGCUACACAGGUUUUGCCUGGAAAUUGAUGAAUUACACGUUUAAGCAACUCGUUCUUUUUGUCAAGUUACACGGAUAACUAUUCGGAUUUCAGUGUGAUGAAAUUCCGUGACUUUUUCCCAGACAUGGGCGAUUCCAUUUCUUUUAAUAACGUCUAUGCAUGAAUUGUUGUUGAGGGAAUUGCAUUUGUUAUUUAAAUUUCAUUUGUUUCUAAAUAUAGUAUUAACAGACUUGCUGCAAAAAUUCCAACCAAUUUGUUCAAACCAUCAUUUUUUUGCAGGUAUUAAAGUAUUGCGCUAGCAAAAUAUAUCAAAUAUACUGACCUCUAUCAUGUAGAAGCCCAGAACUAUUUUCUAGAAAAAAGCUCACUUUCAUUAAAUAAAUACCUCAUGAAGAGAAAGAUAUUUUUCACCUCCUCACAAUCAUGGAACAAAGGAAAAAAUACUGAGUCCCCAUGAGGAAUCAAACCUCAGGCCUUCAGAUUCCGCAGUCUGAUGCUCUACCAGUGAGCCAGAGAGACUCUAUGGUGAGCAAGGUCUACUAUGAAGUUCAUAUGACAUGUUCCUGCAUACUGCAAGGAUCAGCAAUGUCGAUAGCAUCAUGUUUGUUAAUAGAAUAAGAGAGAUGGCAAGUUUUGAACUUGGUAAAGAAAUAGAGAAAUACGCUUUUCGUCUUGUUAUAAGGGUGGAAUCUAGAGGUCUGAGGUUUGAUUCCUUAUGGGGACUCAGAAUAUUUUUCUUUGUCCCACACUUGUGAAAAGACAAAAAAUAUCUUUCUCUAUUUCUUUAACAAGCUUCAAACUUACCCUCUCUUUUAUCGUACUUACCUUACAAAUAAUUUUUUAUGCAUUCUUCCAAAAUUUUAGUACCAAUUUAUUUGCCUUUUUUAUAUUAUUACAGAGGGUAAAGAAGAGUAUGAUGUAACUGGAAGAGCAACAUAUCUCCAAGCUUGCAGGGAUUCUGGUGUCAUUCCAGUUUCAUAUUUUCAUCGAAACUUGCAACAACCUGACAUUGACAUCAAGCAUCAUGGCUUAGGACCAAUGGGUGCAAAGGCAAUAGCUAUAGCUCUAGUGGUGGGUGUCAUGUUCAACUUUGCUGGUUAUCCUGUGCAAUGAAAACACUGCCUCAUCUCUAUCUAACUAGGUGGAGGGUUGUGAGGGAAGGGGAGGGUGAAGUGCACUGACUCACCUCUUCCCUCCCAAUGUGUGUUGAUGAGGCUAUGUUAAGAUGAAAAAUGUCCUUUGUUACUUUCAUGAAAUGACUUUAAAGAAUAUGUGUGUAUCUUCAACCCACUAACUCCCAUGAGUGACCAAGACAGAAUUUCUCCUCACUAUAUCUUUUACAAUAUCACGUAGAUAAGUGAUGAGAUUAAAGAAAAAUAUCAAUAUCAAUAUAUAUAGGAUUACUAAUUGAUCUGAUUCUAAAUUUUCCAAACUAACAUAAUGAGAAUCUUUUAGAGGACAGUAAAGAGAAUUACUAAUGACAUCUUGGGAGUUAAAGGGUUUAGGUCAACUGUAAUAAUUAAUUAUUAAACUCAUCUUUUUAACUUUUAUAGAAUCUCAGGUACUUAAGGAAGUACAGUUGUAUACUGCAUGUUUUUGGUGUCUCAUGCUAUUCAUUGGACAUCAAUUUUUAUUUUGCAUAACAGACUAAUACAUCAGUUAUCAAGUUAAACCUGGCAGAUAACUGGAUUGGUUCAGAGGGAGCUGGAUAUAUUGCUGAAAUGCUACGAGAAAACUGUUACAUUGCUGACCUGGUAUGACAUUAUAACACAUUUGUUUCUUUUCUAGCAGUUUAGGUAUGGUUUCAGAUAGUGAUCAUUGAAUAUUGCUGGUAUUAUUAACUCUCACCUUUAACAUGUUAAAAUAGAUGCACCCAUAGUAUUCAAUUAUUGUUUUUUAAUUAUUUUGUCUCAAAGGAUUUAUCAGAAAACAAACUGGGUGCAGAUGGAGCAGAAUCUGUGAAAGACAUAUUACUUCAUAACUCAAAUAUCACCAGAUUUGUUGCAAAUGGUGAGCAUAGAGAUCAUUUCUGACAAGAUUUGUUUGAGCCAACCCGUAAGGUUAUUGAGUCCACAAGAGAAAGUUCAAACAGUUGAGAAAGACAAGGUGUUAAAGUAGAAAUGACAGAAAGUAGUUAGAUAUUAGAUCAUUAUCUGUACUAUUCCAAACUACUCUGUACUAUCCAUUUGCUGUGACGAAGUGUUGGAGACUGGGCUGGAAUGUUGUUGAGUUUUGAUUGACACUGCAUGUGACUGCAGUCAUGCAUGUCUGUUUGGAGAGAUUGUUUUUUCUUUUUUUUCUUAGAAAAAGGCAUGGGAGAAUAAAACAACAGUUGUGUUUAUAGAAAGAAAACCUGUAAUUGUGAAUUAAGGAUACUAAAGUUCUAUUGCCACAGAGGCAUCAUCGAUAAAAGAGCCAACACUGGAAAUGUUAGCUUUAGUAACUCAGUCGAUAAAACCAAAUGAUCUUGUCAUACCCUCACUGAUGCAGCACCUCCUUUAUCCAUACUACUGUUAGGGAUGGUAUUUGUUAUUGCUUGCUCCAAAUCAGGAAUAUCUCACUGCUUUUUUUAAAAAUUAAUAUUAUCUUCUAGGCAAUGGUUUUGAUGACAAGGCUGUUCAGAUUCUGGCAGAAGCUAUAAAGGUAGGGGAAACCCUUGUAAAAGUAUAAACUAAGUACUUUCAUUAACAAAUGAACAAACUUUUAACAAUGUAAAUUUUCUCUACUCUAUGUUUUAGAAUAAUACCAAAGUGAAGUAUUUUAGCUUGAGUCAUAACCAGUUGGGAGAAAAAGGUGGCCAGAAUUUAGCCCCUGCAAUAGGUAAGUAAUAUUUUUAUAUUUAUUUAGUUAGAUUUAGUCAAUAGUUAUAACUCUUUUGAAAUUAGAGGUCACAAGAUUUCAGGAAUGAUAAAAUCAUCGUAGUAUUAACCAAUAUACACUGAAAGAAUUUGCUUGAAUUUUUAGGUUGUGGUAUAAUGAUUUGACUGGUCUAAAGAACUCAGGGUAGUAUCCUUAUGAUUUUUUUUCUCACUAGCUGCAAAUGAUAAAAUUGACCAUUUGGAUCUGAGCUGGAAUCAUUUGAGAAAUAAAGGGGCUUGUGCUGUGGCAUUAUCUCUGAAGGUUAGUUGAAGUGAAUCUUGUCUCUACUUCUCACACUAGCUAUAGAUAACAAAAUUCAUCAUUCAACGUUCCUUCUGAUCAUCUUUCUUGAUAAUGGAGAAUGGGACUAACCAAACUCUCCUCUUGUCAGACAAUAGAGGAGUAGGUUAUGAUAAUACACCUUUCAAACUUGUUUCAGAUUGUAUUUUAGUGACAGUACCUGGCCAUUCGUUACAGCACUCUUCAUUUUGAUAAAGAGAAGUCUUAAAGAUACAUUUUAAAUACUACUAUGAUUUUAUUUUAUUUUUCAACGGGUUUAAGAGCCCAAUUGAGUGAUCGUUGUGUGUUGAUUCUGUUUUAACUGUGGGAGACACAGUUAAAACAGAGGACUUUGACUCAAGAGGUCUGGGUUCCAGACCUGGCCAGGUCGAUGUGUUGUGUUGUUGGGCAGGACACUUGACUCUCUCAGCGCAGAGAUAAGCUGCGGCUGGGUGGGCCAUAAUGGCUCGAGUAAACCUUAAACUUUGCUUUAACUAUUGCAGGAGAAUUUUACUCUUAAAAUUCUUAACUUGGCAUGGAAUGGAUUUGGAAAUGAUGGGGCGUUAGCCAUGGGGGAAGCGCUAAAAGUGAACACAACGUUAAGAGAGUUAGAUCUGACGUAAGUGGAAAAAAGAGGCUUUAUCAUUUAGAUUGCUUAUUGUAUAAAUAAAACGAAAGAGAUCCCAACAUCCAGCAAGGAGGAAAUGUUACAAGGAGCCAACCAGAACUCAAGAUAAAAGCAAUUGAAUUGCUGGAAGUGCAAGAAAUAGUGGGUGACAAAGGCGCGAUCGGUUUUAGGUUUUUAUGAUGGGUAUCUUUCACCUCUGUUUACCUCCAUUUUGCUAGCUUUAGGAAAGGGAAUGUUGAGCUUACUGUUUCAAGCGGUGAAUUACUAUGAAUCAUUUAAACUAUUUUGAAAAGCAGAUUUUUAAUUGGGCAUCUAAGAUUUUAUUAUCAUUUUAAUUUCAGGAAUAACAGAAUAACGGCGGAAGGUGCAGUGUAUUUGGCGAAAGGUUUAAUGGUUAACACGUGUCUUCAGGUGUUAAAGGUAGGCCUGCAAAAUUUUCACAUGGUUUGAUUUUAAAAGGCGAAUUCCAAUAUUUGCGUUUAUUUCUAUUCCAGUGAUUUCUAAAUAUUUAUUUAUUUGCCUCUUUUUACAAAGUUAAUGUUAAAAUAUUUAAAACUUUGUUUUAGAUUGGAAAGAACCCGAUGCAAAGUCCUGGAGCGUAUGCUCUUGUGAACGCCAUGAAAAAUAAUCUGGAAUCAAAAUUGAUUGAGGUUGAACUGACGGUGAGGCUUAGAUAUAUGAAGAACAAAUUUUUCCUUGUAGAUAAGCAAUUUUACUCAAAUCCUUAUCACAUAAAAGUCGAAGAUAAAAGGAGUCUUCAUGACAACAACAAUCUAUUCCCCCUUAAAAGGAAUCUGAAAAUUAUCCCAAGGAUCGAAUUACCAAAAACCGAGGUGGGAUCGAGUUGGAAUUUCGCCGACUGAUUUACAAGGCUAUACUGGAGCAGUUCUAGGUUAUGGAUUUUAUUUGGCUGUUCCCUUUUCAAUGGAACGAGAGCCAGGUCUCCAUGUAGUCUCUUAGUAAGCCAUGCUUUACAGUUUUGUCAAUCAAUACCGCUCAUUAGAGACUGGGUUCGUGUCGUGGUCUUGGAAAAUCUGGAAAGUCCUUAAAUUUUAUUUUGACAGUUUCCAGGACUCGAAAGUCCUGGAAAAGGACUACAGGUCUUGAAAAGUCUUGAAAACCUUGCGAACUUAAGCAAAAAACUACAAGAAAUUGAUGUAGACCGUAAGGAGAAUUGAUUUUGAAAUCAUGGGAAAAAUCAAUCUCAGAAGUGGAAAAGUCCUUGAAAUGUGUUUCUGAGACAGGGUACGAACCCUGUAGAAAAAACAAACUUGCAAUUUUUCGGAGAGGCUAUCGUGGUAGUGGCUAUCCAAAGUUUACCAUGAUUUCUCUCUUCUGUAAGCUUCUUACACAGUUGAUGCACUUUUUUAGGACAUCACGGUUAAUAAUGACUUUGUGGAGUUAUGUAAGGAAGUGCAGCAACUUAGACCUGACAUGAAAAUUAGACACGGAGGAACAGGGGGUGCACCAUUUAAACCCAAGAAUCGUCCAACGCCCAUGAAAAUACUAAAGAAUUACAUAGAGGAUAAUAAGAUGCGACUGUUGGAUCUGUUCAAUACUCUGGACAAGGAUAAAAGCAUGAAUAUCACUGUGAAAGAAUUUGCUGAUGGAUUAAAGGUGAGGUCCUUGUCUGAUCUAUUUUCAGAUAUAGAUUGUAGGUGUAUAUUGGCUAAUAGAAUGACUUGUAUGUCCAAAUUUGGUCAUGUUCGAGCCCAUUCUCACCGUUAACAACUUCAUAAACUAGCGCUUCCCUCUUGACCAAAUAGAUGCUGAACCAAAACAUUGUGUUACAUUGCUAUUCGCGCUUUCCCGCGCUUGGGGUCGUUUGAACGUUUGUCCUUUGUUCGUUCUGAUUGGCCAGUAUGUUUGCCCUGGUUCUGGUUGCAUUCAGUUCAAAAAUGCUCUAUUGGCGCUUUAACUCCUAGAAGUGAUCAACAUGUAACUUCUCCCUAAAAUAUCCACACAUUAUGCUGCAAACGAUCAAAAAACCAAAAUCACAUAACUAAUUUACAAGGGAAUGUGUAGCAGCUAGAGGGGAGAAUUAACAAUCAGAUCUUGGGAGUUAAACGGUUAGCAAAUGCGCAUAUGAAAUUCAGGUUGUGAUAUUAGAUGUUCUUUUUUGUGGCUGUCUCAACAGGAAACCGGAAUUGACAUGAAUUAUAUAGAGCUGUACAAACUAAUAGAGAGCUUAGACAGAAACAAAGAUGGCGAAAUUAAUUACAGGUACGUGGCAAGUGUUUUUAUUGUUAUGACUUUUCAAGGAACUCAACUCAUUGUGUGAACAUUGUUUGAAGUGCACUCCAAGGGAAUUUUACACAACCCCAACUUUCUAGACGUGGAAAAAGAUAAAAGCAUUCAUAGGAUGGGAAUAAGUCUGUAGUUAUUUUCAAGCUAGAGCAUAUGCUCGGUUUCUGUCUGCUUUUUUUAAGGUAGCCGAAUUUAUCGUUAAUUACGCGACCAAACAUUUGACACGGUUUGAUCGUUAAAUUUUCAGUCUUUGGGCAAACCCCCAAAAACUGCCUCUCUCUUCUUUCCGUUUGAUCUGACGCAUUUUCCACGAGUUUGGAAAAUGAAAUUUGCAUAAGGGUUUGGAAAAAGUGGAAAAUUUUGAUUUCUGUAUAAUAAUUAUAAUAAUUUUUUUUUCGUUGUAGUGAACUGGUGAUGGGUUCUUUAGAGCAACAAAUAGAAGACCGGAAGGAAAAGAUCAAAGAAAAGGCGCAAAGUGCGCGGAGGAAAAAAAUUUUAUCACCCUCAUGAUAAUGUUUAUUUCCCCAAACUGUGAACUCUUUACUGUUUACUUCACAACGUCCAAUCAGAGUGAAGGUGAAUAAGGAACCAAUGAGAACUCAAAGAAAAAAACAAGCAAACGUCCAAAAGCGCGGGAAAACGAGAGUAACGUAGUUGUGAGUAGUUUUGAUCAGCAUGAUUUGAUUGGUUGAAAGGGUGGCGCGGGUUUCCAGGAGUGUGAAGUAACUCCUAACCAAAGCUAUGGCGGGUCACUUUCGACAAUCAAUCAAAAAUUGCUGUUAGGAAAGGUAAUUCUUACAACUUGAGGGCAAUAAUUCAUGUAUCACAUAAUGAGAAGUUCAGGUUAAUCCAACCAAGAAUCUAAGGAAUUAAAUUGUGAACUCUAUGCAUUUAACCAACUUUUGUGUAACUGGAGUUAAAACGAACAUCCUCAACCUCGGUAAAUGAAAUGUUGUUGGUAUUCAACAUGUUGGCGAAAGCAGCAGACAGAUUACCAGUUCAAAUAAUUUUAUUUUUAAGCUGGUAGAAAUCUCUUGAGUUACUAGUUCUUUCAGUAUUUAUAAUUUUCAGUGGCCAUUGGACCUCCUUCUUAUGAAGACUUGGAACACUAGACGAGUUUUUCUUCCUCAAUGCGUAGCUUGUUUAGUUUAUCUCUCAUGUAAUACGUGCGCUUUGAUUGGUUGAUUAAGCGAGCCGUACAUCGCUUUGCAGCACGCUAGAAUGUGAAGCUGAUUUUGUUGCAAGAGAAACGAUUGUUUUUUUUUCUCUGAUUUAUUUUUCACUGCCGCGUAAUUCGAACUCUUUCUUCAAACCUAUCAGACAAAGUAGCAAUAUGAUAAGCUUAAUAGUAUUACAGUUUCACUGCUACUAGAAACAGCAGCCCGGUAGCAGUGCUCUUUCAACUCAAAGAUACAAAAUAGAUCAUAUAUAUUUUAGGGAAGAAGGAAAAUUCUUGUAUACUAGC
Messenger RNA from Pocillopora meandrina, 8515 nucleotides. Lineage: Eukaryota; Metazoa; Cnidaria; Anthozoa; Scleractinia; Pocilloporidae. The record is from the annotation of a GenBank genome assembly.